Molecule: messenger RNA, 1296 nt
Organism: Apodemus sylvaticus (European woodmouse)
Lineage: Eukaryota; Metazoa; Chordata; Mammalia; Rodentia; Muridae
Product: coiled-coil domain-containing protein 3-like
Exons: 7
Coding region: 109-1239 (376 amino acids)
Biological process (GO): negative regulation of gene expression
Cellular component (GO): extracellular region
Molecular function (GO): protein binding
Source: RefSeq, a predicted model, not a curated record
CGAGUGCCCCGGCCGCGGUUCCCUGGUAGGCGCUGCGGGCUUCCCGGCUCCCCGCUGCCCCCGGCACCCGGGCGGGCCAUGCGCCCGGGCUAGAGCUUAGCCGCCGGCAUGCCGCUCUCACUGCUGCUUGCCGCGCUCUGCCUCGCUGCCUCCCAGGCGCCCGCGCGAGCCUGCCAGCUGCCUUCAGAGUGGAGACCCCUGAGCGAAGGCUGCCGCGCCGAGCUGGCCGAGACCAUCGUGUAUGCCAAGGUGCUGGCGCUGCACCCCGAGGUGCCCGGCCUCUACAACUACCUGCCGUGGCAGUACCAAGCUGGAGAGGGAGGGCUCUUCUACUCCGCGGAGGUGGAGAUGCUGUGUGACCAGGCGUGGGGCAGUAUGCUGGAGGUGCCCGCCGGCUCCAGGCUCAACCUUACCGGUCUGGGCUACUUCUCCUGCCACUCCCACAUGGUGGUCCAGGACUACUCCUAUUUCUUCUUUGUAAGGAUGGAUGAAAAUUACAAUCUCUUGCCGCACGGAGUCAAUUUCCAAGAUGCCAUCUUUCCAGACACACAGGAGAACAGAAGGAUGUUUUCCAGCCUUUUCCAGUUUGCUAACUGUUCCCAAGGGCAGCAGCUGACAACUUUCUCGAGUGACUGGGAGAUCCAGGAAGACAACAGGGCUUCACAGUUCAAGCAUGAAGACUGUGUGGCUAUGUUAUUAGAACACGGUGCUGACCCAAAUGCUAUGGACAACACUGGGAGCACCGCACUGCACUAUGCUGUUUGGCAUAACAGCACCUCAAUGACAGCCAAACUGCUGGCACACAAUGCCGACUUCAGUAUAAAAAAUGAGGAUAGCUUUACACCACUUACACUGGCUCGAAUGAAAAAUGACAACCUGGCAAAACUUUUAGAAGACCAGAAAGAAAAGAUAAAGGAACUUGAUGAAUUAGAAAGGUCUUCAAAGAAAACUUCCAAUGAAAAAGAAGAGGUCAAAGAACAAGGAAAUCAUAUGCUUGACCUUAAGGAACUAAUAUCAUGUGAGGGAAACUCAAAGGACUGUGAGCAGUACAGUUGUGACACUAUUUUGCAUUUUAUUGAAGAGCUCAUGAGGCAGAGAAAAGAUAUAAAUUCUGAGAUCCUAGUGAAAAUCUGGGGUGCAGUUUAUACAUAUAAAAGAUCAAUAGACUUUGAAAAACAUAACUGUGAACUAAUUGAAGAAGAUUGUGAACGUAUAAGUAAUGAAAUUAUUGCACUGUGAGAGGAGUGGUCUCAACUAGAGAUUGAAAAUGCUGAACUGCAAGAUGAGCUAUGCAGU